Diospyros lotus (date-plum) is the source of this 3544-nucleotide messenger RNA. RefSeq names its product aconitate hydratase, cytoplasmic. Lineage: Eukaryota; Viridiplantae; Streptophyta; Magnoliopsida; Ericales; Ebenaceae. Gene Ontology annotation, biological process: citrate metabolic process; tricarboxylic acid cycle. Bases 207 to 3200 code for a protein of 997 amino acids. Gene Ontology annotation, cellular component: cytosol; mitochondrion. The record is from RefSeq and is a predicted model, not a curated record. The transcript is spliced from 20 exons. Gene Ontology annotation, molecular function: 4 iron, 4 sulfur cluster binding; aconitate hydratase activity.
UAUAGAGCAAGUCAGAGAGCAUAUCGAGCGAAGCCCGAUUCCCCCCUUCCCGUUCGAUUUCCUCUCCCAGAUUCUGGCACGCAACCCUAGCAGCCUCGCGCGUUCGCCAGGCACACGCUCUGACCUUCCUCGGUUCUGUGUCCAAAUCGAUCUGUCUUCACUCCCUCUCCCUGCAAUUCGGAGGUUUUGAAUGCGUGAUCGGCGUCAUGUACACCGCCUCCCGCUCCUCCGCUGCGCUUCGCAGAGCCUCGAGGACUAGAGCUUCGUCGUUCUCCUCUCUUUCGAAGGCUGUUUCUUCGCCGGCUUCUCAGCCGUUGCCUUGUCAUGGCGGCGAACAGAUCAUCCAGAGUCGAUCUUUUAGCUUUGCCUCGGCGUUGCGGAGCCUGCGAUGUUCUGUUCCGAGGUGGAGCCAUGGCGUCGAUUGGAAGUCUCCGGCGAGUCUGACGGCUCAGAUCAGGACGGCUGCUCCUGUCAUCGACCGCUUCCAGCGGCGUAUUGCUACGUUGGCUGCUGAGCAUGCUUUCAAGGGAAUUUUGACCAGUCUUCCCAAGCCAGGGGGUGGUGAAUUCGGAAAAUUCUAUAGUUUGCCUGGUUUGAAUGAUCCAAGGAUUGAUAAGCUUCCGUAUUCUAUUAGGAUCCUUCUUGAGUCAGCAAUUCGGAACUGUGACAACUUUCAAGUUACUAAGGAUGAUGUUGAGAAAAUUAUUGAUUGGGAAAAUACUUCACCAAAUCAAGUUGAAAUUCCCUUCAAGCCUGCUCGUGUUCUCCUGCAGGAUUUUACUGGUGUACCAGUUGUGGUUGACCUUGCUUGUAUGAGAGAUGCUAUGAACAAUCUUGGCAGCGAUUCUAACAAGAUCAAUCCUUUGGUUCCCGUAGAUCUUGUUGUUGAUCAUUCAGUUCAAGUUGAUGUUACAAGAUCAGAAAAUGCAGUACAAGCAAAUAUGGAACUCGAAUUCCAGAGAAACAAAGAGAGAUUUGCUUUUCUAAAAUGGGGCUCAAAUGCAUUCCAAAACAUGCUUGUGGUUCCUCCAGGUUCUGGUAUCGUGCACCAGGUUAAUCUUGAAUAUCUUGGGCGGGUCGUUUUUAACACUGAUGGCAUGCUCUAUCCCGAUAGUGUGGUUGGUACUGAUUCUCACACUACCAUGAUUGAUGGGUUAGGAGUUGCAGGUUGGGGAGUUGGAGGUAUUGAAGCAGAGGCAGCAAUGCUUGGCCAGCCAAUGAGCAUGGUAUUGCCUGGUGUGGUUGGAUUCAAGUUGUCUGGAAAGUUGCGCAAUGGGGUCACAGCUACUGACCUGGUUCUAACUGUAACCCAAAUACUAAGGAAGCAUGGUGUUGUUGGCAAAUUUGUUGAGUUUCAUGGUGAUGGUGUGGGUGAAAUAUCACUAGCUGAUAGGGCCACCAUUGCAAAUAUGUCUCCUGAGUAUGGUGCAACAAUGGGAUUCUUUCCUGUAGACCAUGUUACUUUGCAAUAUCUAAAAUUGACUGGAAGAAGUGAUGAAACCGUGGCUAUGGUUGAAGCAUAUUUGCGUGCAAAUAAAAUGUUUGUUGACUAUAAUGAGCCCCAGCAAGAAAGAGUAUAUUCAUCUUAUCUACAUUUAGAUCUUACGGAUGUUGAACCCUGUAUUUCCGGGCCAAAGAGACCUCAUGAUCGGGUCCCUUUGAAAGAAAUGAAGGCUGAUUGGCAUUCUUGCCUUGACAAUCAAGUUGGAUUCAAGGGCUUUGCUAUACCAAAAGAGUCACAAGACAAAGUGGUGAAAUUCUCUUUCCACGGACAGCCUGCAGAGCUUAAGCAUGGCAGUGUUGUAAUUGCUGCAAUUACAAGCUGCACAAAUACGUCAAACCCUAGUGUCAUGCUUGGGGCUGGUCUUGUUGCAAAAAAGGCUUUUGAGCUGGGUCUGCAGGUCAAGCCAUGGGUAAAAACUAGUCUUGCCCCAGGUUCUGGAGUUGUUACAAAAUAUUUACUCGAAAGUGAUCUUCAGAAGUAUCUGAAUGAGCAGGGUUUCCAAAUUGUUGGAUAUGGUUGCACAACUUGUAUUGGAAAUUCAGGGGACUUGGAUGAAUCAGUUGCUUCAGUUAUAUCAGAAAAUGACAUUGUUGCCGCUGCUGUUCUUUCUGGGAACCGGAAUUUUGAGGGUCGUGUUCAUCCCUUGACAAGAGCUAAUUACCUGGCUUCACCUCCUUUAGUGGUCGCUUAUGCCCUUGCUGGAACUGUCGAUAUUGACUUUGAGAAGGAACCAAUUGGAGUUGGGAAAGAUGGAAAAGAUGUCUACUUUAAGGAUAUUUGGCCUUCAACAGAAGAAGUUGCUGAGGCUGUUCAAUCCAGUGUAUUGCCAAAUAUGUUUAAGAGUACUUAUGAGGCUAUCACAAAAGGAAAUCCCAUGUGGAAUCAGCUGCCAGUUCCAGCGUCCAAAUUAUACUCAUGGGAUCCCAGUUCCACCUACAUUCACGAGCCACCAUAUUUCAAGAAUAUGACCACUGAUCCUCCUGGUCCCAUUCAAGUGAAGGAUGCCUACUGUUUGCUGAACUUUGGUGAUAGCAUUACAACAGAUCACAUUUCUCCUGCAGGAAAUAUCAACAAGGAUAGUCCUGCUGCAAAAUUUCUCCUCGAGCAUGGGGUGGAACGCAAGGACUUUAAUUCUUAUGGUAGUCGCCGUGGUAAUGAUGAAGUAAUGGCAAGGGGAACUUUUGCAAAUAUCCGUCUUGUCAACAAGCUAUUAAAUGGGGAAGUUGGGCCAAAGACAGUUCAUUUUCCUACAGGGGAUAAACUUUACGUGUUUGAUGCAGCAAUGAGGUACAAGACUGCUGGACAGGAUACUAUUGUUUUGGCUGGAGCAGAGUAUGGAAGUGGAAGUUCUCGUGAUUGGGCUGCCAAGGGCCCAAUGUUGUUGGGAGUCAAGGCUGUAAUUGCAAAAAGUUUUGAAAGGAUCCACCGCAGUAAUUUGGUUGGAAUGGGUAUUGUUCCACUUUGUUUCAAGCCUGGGGAAGAUGCUGAUUCAAUUGGGUUGACGGGUCAUGAGCGUUAUACCAUUGAUCUCCCCAAUAAAAUUAAUGAGAUAAGACCUGGUCAAGAUGUCUCUGUGAGGACGGACACUGGCAAAUCAUUUAUCUGCACAGUUCGCUUCGACACAGAGGUAGAAUUAGCUUAUUUCAACAACGGGGGCAUUCUUCCAUAUGCCAUUCGACAGUUGAUUAAGCAGUAGCAACCCCAACUCGAUCGAUUUUCUUGCUUUGCUUGCUGCUCUGCACUCCUCCAAUUCUAGUGCAGGAGAGGUCAAUAAAUUUUGUAGCACUGUACGGCAACCCUUUGAUUUUAAAGUUUUACUUCCACUUGGCUACCAAGUUUUUUGGCAAGAUCGGGAACACCGGUUCACUUAUUUAUUGCUUUUGUAACAAAAAUACAAUUCUGCUUUAUACUUCCUUUUUUGUGUUCAAUUGGAAAAUAAAAGUGCAAAAUAACCUUUUUGAUUUUGGUUAGUUUAGUUUUUAAAACUCUUUCUUGUUGAAAUUUAUCAAUAAAAUGUACUUUUUGAAAUGAUUCACUUUA